AUGGCUUGCCUUGAGCUUGAAAAAAAAUUAGGAAAAGUUCGAAUUCAUGUUCCUGUUAAACAUCACACUCAUGUAAUCACGAAAACGAAAGUAAAAACAGUUCACAUUGGAAUUCCAAUCAAAGAGUCAAAACCCCAUUGGGAUGAAGAUUGGGCGUAUAUAUUGUCAAUAUAUUUGAUCUUGGCAGGACCAAAAAUCAGAUUACCUGAUGUCGAUGAUGACAUUGAUUACAGAUGA
Clunio marinus is the source of this 237-nucleotide messenger RNA. The record is from the annotation of a GenBank genome assembly. NCBI's taxonomy places the organism in Eukaryota, Metazoa, Arthropoda, Insecta, Diptera, Chironomidae.